Messenger RNA from Salvia miltiorrhiza (redroot sage), 2718 nucleotides. Its product is annotated as YTH domain-containing protein ECT1. Gene Ontology annotation, molecular function: mRNA binding. The record is from RefSeq and is a predicted model, not a curated record. Gene Ontology annotation, biological process: mRNA destabilization. Gene Ontology annotation, cellular component: cytoplasm. Bases 337 to 2163 code for a protein of 608 amino acids. The transcript is spliced from 8 exons. NCBI's taxonomy places the organism in Eukaryota, Viridiplantae, Streptophyta, Magnoliopsida, Lamiales, Lamiaceae.
AAGCGGUACCGAAAAUGAAGCCAAAUUUAUUUAUGUAUGCAUGCAUAUUUUGUAAGUAUAUAUGUCUCUCUAAAACCCUUUCGUGUCUGUUUGUUUUCAAACCCUCCCGCGAAGCAAUUUUUCGCAUUUUCUAGAUGCCCUCGUAAAAUUGAGAGCGAAUUCCAAUUGUUUGUGAAAGGAGAGGGCUUUUCUCGCAUACACACUUAUAUACUCGAUUCAAGUAAUUCGAUUGGUUUAAUUGGAUCUUCAACUGAGUGAUUCAGUUCCCGGCAGAUCUGGUUUUUUAGUGGCUGUUUUUUUAUUUGAUUAGUUUUUGAGUUAAUUUGGUUGAGUUCAAUGGAAGACGGUAAUCAGCCGAGCCUCGAUCGCUUCGCCCCCAUUCAGUCCCCUGGUGACCGAGCUGUUGAGAUACAUACUUUGCCUGAACAGCAUCCCUCACCAAAAGGUGAAAGGAUUGUUUCUACAAAUCCUUCUCCAGAUACUGCCAUUUCGGGUGCCUCAAGAACCACCAAAGAUCAGCCAGCAACUUCAGAACCAAGUGGAACUCUUUCUGCAGUGCAUCCAUAUAAUGCAUAUACCCCUCAAGAACAGGGUUACUAUUUCGGAGGUUAUGAAAAUGGCAGUGGUAACUGGGACGAACAUUCUAACUAUGUUAAUGCAAACAACUUACAUGUCAUACCUCCAGGAAUGUACAAUGAUAAUUCUUCACUCUUCUUUCCACCAAGCUAUGGCUUCGACUCCCAGAUGGCAUAUGGACAGUUCUCCCCGCUGGCUAGCCCCAUGUCUUCAAUAAUGAUUGAUGGUCAGCUGUUUUCUCCACACCAAAUGCCUGUGACUCCCCCUUACUAUCCGCCAGCAGUUUCACCUGGCCCACCCCAUGCUACUUCGGGACUUCCAGCUUCACAGACUGAAUUAAUGCCAUCCGGAAAUAGCAGCCAAGAAAAUCUUAUUGACAAUGCAUUUUUUGGCCCAGGAUCUUAUUAUCUACCAUUUGGUUCUUUUGGUGGUGGAGAUAUUUCUGGGAAUAGUGGUCAUGGUCUUUAUAAUUUCCCUGGCGAGUUUGCAUCCAACGAACCAAUGCCAAGCCGCUCGAGUUCCUUAGAUUCUAGCAGGUUCAUGUCUCCAUUAAAUUCUGGAAAUGUGUAUCCUCAACCUAUUGGCAUACUUGGAUCGUAUGAGCAAAAUGUUGGACAGGCACCAUAUCAGGGUUAUGGUUUAACGAUGAACUCCUCGGCUAGGCAUUUUGCCCAUAGUGGUUCUUACCAGAAUACUCUUGGGCCAAAUUCCAACCGGAAUCGAUUUACUGGCGACAGAGGUGGAAGACGUGAUAGGGAUAGGGACACUGUCAAUAUUUCUACAGACACGCUUGGUAGUUCUGGUGAUCGGAACCGAGGACCUAGGGCCUCAAAGCCUACAAGCAAGAAUUCCCCUGAAGAGGGAUCAUCUGCUAGCAUUAAAGAUGUUGAAUCUACCUCUAGGUUUCAUGUCCAACAUUUUAACUCCCCGGAUUUCAUAACCGAUUAUGAGCGUGCAAAAUUCUUUGUCAUCAAGUCAUUCAGUGAAGACAAUAUCCAUAAAAGCAUUAAAUACAAUGUUUGGGCCAGCACACCACUUGGAAACCGAAAAUUGGAUGCUGCGUAUAAUGAAGCAAAAGAAAUGGAGGGCAUUUGUCCAGUCUUCCUCUUUUUCUCUGUCAAUGCUAGUGGACAGUUUUGUGGAGUAGCUGAGAUGGUUGGACCUGUUGACUUUGAGACUGAUGCUGAUUACUGGCAGCAGGAUCGGUGGAGUGGUCAGUUUCCGGUUAAAUGGCAUAUUAUCAAAGAUGUACCCAACAGUCGCUUCCGUCACAUACUUCUUGAAAAUAAUGACAACAAGCCUGUUACUCACAGUCGAGACUCACAAGAGGUGAAACUAGAACAGGGAAUUGAAAUGUUAAUGAUCUUCAAGAACCAUGAUGCUGAGACCUCUCUUCUUGAUGAUUUCAACUUCUAUGAUGAGCGAGAGAAAGCCUUGCUGGAGAGGAAGGCAAAACAGCGAACUACUCCAACUGGAAAUACGACUGCUAGUCUUGCUACGGAUUCAAUAAAUCAAUUGUCAGAUAAUUUGGCGGACACUCUCCAGUUAGAUGGUGUUAAAAGUCUCUCGAACAAAGACGUGGAUUAGGUCCCAAUCUUGAGACGCCAGCAGACCGCAACUGCUUGUAUUAGUUGAGAAUUGGCAUUGGAGGUUGCUGACUGGGAUCAUUGAGGUGACAUUUAAUUUGUCCCAUGCUUGCCGUCACCGCUUGCGCUGCAUAAUCUCUGCCCCUUAGUAUUAUCUCAUUUUCUGUGUGUGUGAGUACUUGGUUGUUAUUUAUUUCCCUCAGGUAAGAAAGGAGGCCGAAAUCCGAGAUAGUCCUCAUACUUCUUUAUGUCUUUCUCCGUCUCCUCCUCCGUCGGUCUUGUUCAUUUGUUGCAUAAUUGUUUCUUGUUAAGAUUGUAGUUCUAGGCAUGGGAGGGUUAGAGGCCUCACAUGCCUGGUAUUUACUGCCUCUUUUCUUUUCUUUUCUUUUUUUCUUUCUUUUUCUUCUAUUUUACAUUUUCUUGGUUCAAGUGCGGGGCAAUUAUUUAAGCUGCUAGGCAGUAGCAAUUUGUAUAAGCCUCAAAAUAGGUGGCAGUUUAUGAAAGGAAUGCAGCUAGAUUAUUACAUCAAUGGAAUGAAUAGUUGUCCUUUGUUAAA